Messenger RNA from Suillus clintonianus, 1274 nucleotides. RefSeq lists its product as uncharacterized. The coding region runs from base 245 to 1165 and encodes 306 amino acids. The transcript has 11 exons. NCBI's taxonomy places the organism in Eukaryota, Fungi, Basidiomycota, Agaricomycetes, Boletales, Suillaceae. The record is from RefSeq and is a predicted model, not a curated record.
UUUUGCCUAAUGGAUCACAACCAAAUUUCGCAGCGGCCGCCGCCCAUGCCUGACAUCAAUACACUCGGCAUUGGAUGCAGUAAAGCUCGGGAACCCCAAUUAUGGGACAAGAUGUGGAUAUACUACAUCUGACGGAGUGUCACAACAGGACGCAAACAACUUGAGGACGGCUACUUAAGGACACAUACGAUGGAGUAGUACAAAGCAUCUCCCAUUCUCUACUUCACUCACUCAAACUUAAGCAAUGUCAUCACCUCGCAUAGUUGCCGUAUUUGGAGCCACCGGAACUCAAGGCUCAUCUGUCGUCCAAGCCCUGCUAGCGGAUGGUACAUUCAUACCGCGUGCAAUCACCCGAAACUCCAAUUCGGAGAAGGCGUUGCAGCUGAAGGCUCUUGGGGCCGAGGUUGCUGAAGCCGAUUUAUGGGACAUCGACUCCUUGAAGCAAGCCCUGUCCGGUGUUGAGGCCGUCUAUGGGGUAACCAACUAUUAUGAUCCCAAAAAUUUUGCUCAAGGGCACACCAGCGAAGUGCUGCUCGGGAAGAAUCUUAUCGACGCUUCUAAAGCAACGGAUGUUAAGUUCUUCAUUUGGAGUUCUCUGCCGCACUGUACAAGGGUGUCCAACGGGAAGUAUGCAAAUGUUUACCACUUCGAUAACAAAGCUAACGUAGAUGAUUACCUCCGAGACUCUGGUGUACCCCAUUCCAUCCUGCACACCGGCUGGUUUUCGGAGAAUCUCUGGAAUUACAAUAACCUUGUCUCUGUGCCGGACUCCAACUGCCUAGAGGUGAACGUGCCCAAAUAUGACCUUCAAUCUCCUCAGUAUUUUACAUGGGUUGAGCGGGACCUUGGCCAGUGCACAUUGGCACUCCUCAAGCACUACAAAGAUCGUGAUUCGGAAGUUCUCUCCCGCACGUUCUAUGCCGUCAGUGAAAAGUUGAACUACACCCAGUUUGCAUCAAUCCUUCAGGAGGCACUGGGGAGGCCGGUAUCCUUUGCGCCCUCCCCGACAACUGGAUUGCAGGAAUUGGACGACAUGUAUGCUUUUCAGUCCGAGUUUGGAUUGUACCCGCACACCGCUAUCCCUGAUCCACGUUUGGUCAGUUUGGGAGUGAAGUUCCACACUAUGGAGGAAUUUUCGCAGGAAAUUAAAGGCAGAUAUGCUUGAAUCUCAUUUUGAACAGACACUUUUAGCAGCUACUUAAUUUUCUUGUGACCUUUUUGCCCUUUGUACGCUUUGUACUAAUAAUAAUUGCGCACACAACUUUCCUUACACC